UAGAACAGACGAUGACCCCUGUCUCGUCUUUAUUUUAACCUUAGCAGUGUAACUGUUGUUCAGCUUCUGCUUAAUGAAACACUUUGUAUGCAGUGCGGACGAACCUUUAUUAUAGAACAUCUUGGGUAUUAUUGAAAUAACUAUACCAUUUAGGAUCUUUUGACUUUGACUUUGUUUUUCAUAUACUUAUUUACUUCCCCUUAACUUUGAUCCUGUCGUCGUCGCUGUGUUGAUCAGCUUACUCUAUAGUAAAUGACCCAACUUAGAUCCCUUACAUUUAUUUCUUCGAUAUAGCCGCGAAUUUGUUUGUUCUGGGUUCGAUCCUGCAGACCCGUUGCCGCGGCUGGUUAUCUCUAUUCUACUAAUCUCUCGCCCAUCCCGCUUUCGCAGCAACCUAUUACAUACAAGCGGUCCCUCUCCGCGAGUCAUUCUUAGGGCUCCGGUUCCCAGAUCGCGUAGCUAAGGCGUUAACGCAACCUAGUGUAAUUCCAUCUUCCCUUGGCGCGUGCCCAACCUCGCCCUCGGGAUAUCGGCUUGUCUUUAUUCUUUAUUUUUUAUUUUAUUUUUCAAGUCGUCGUCCCAUGUGCGUGCGUGUAAGCGGUGUGCAAUGGCCAUGUCGAAGCGCAGCACGUUCACGACCAUCUCGCCGCUGCCAGCGGGCAUCACGCGCGAGGUCGUCGUCGACUUCCUGCACAACCACGUGGAGAUGAUCGACCUGAACCCGCUGGUCAUCGAGCGGCACCCCAUCGACCCGCCGCCGCACGCCCCCGCCGAGGAGCGCCGCUGCGCCUGGUGGAGCAUGACCGACAAGAUCUCGUAUCUGCCCGGCGGCGUCGUCUCCGGAGACGUCACCUACACGGCUGCGUUCCACGACUUGCCGAGCGGCAUCCAGACCCACGUGUACGCCCCCAUGGGCACGGAUAUCCGCGAGCGCUGGACCCUCGGCGGCACGCUGCCGGGGGAACCGCCUGAGCCGGUUGAGCUGGGGAUCGGGGCGCCGAGGCAGGGUCUUUAUUUACGCGAGGACGUCGAGCUAAGAUGCAACUUCGUCAUGUCCUCCUUCGUCAAGAAGACGCUGAAGAAAGCCCACGGCGUCCUGGUGGAGCGGCUCGUAGCCAGCGCUUCUUCUACGGCGCAACGUCAGAGCGUGGGUCAUCAACGCACGAGUUCAAGUGUGCAGAGUGGAAGUGUCCAUUCGAACCACUCGUCUGUGAACUAUCCUGCAUAUCCCGCUCCCCAGGGACUACAACCCGCAGCACCGUAUCAUCCGCAGCAGCAGCAGCGACAACAACCCAGACCAAUGUCUACCCCUUUCGGCCACGUCACGCCGCCGCCGCCGCCAGGGAACUCGGCACCACACGGCCAUGCCACGUCUCACAGCGUAGGGAGCAAUAGCUACAUACCCGAGCCGCUGCGCGUGAACAAGAGUCGUCCGUCCAGCGGACAGUACCACCACCCCCAGGGUUCGGCGUCACAUACCCUCCAGCCGCCAGGGGUAGGCAAUAGCAGCUUCCCGGCGGAAUUGGAGUGAAGAAAUAUAUUAAUAGGUGCUUUCAAGUUGCGAGUUGUGUGUAUGCAUUGGCGUUGGGAUCCGGUAUACUCGCAUCUGAGCGUUUUUGUUGCGUUUAACCAUCUCCAUGGGCUGGGGAGUACUGGCUCGGGGGAAGGAAUAUUUAGCAUACCUAAGUAGUCUAAGAUGAGAUGGGAUGGGAUGGAGGAGGAGCGGUAUAUACCCCUGAAGUUGUAGUCACGAAUGCCAGAAAUUUGAACUAUCUCGGCUUGGUUCGAUACGCCUGGUCUAGUGUAUGGCCGAUGUUAUCAAUACGUGAGGGUGAAGAUACAACUCUAUAUCUAGAACUUCGGCCUCGCCUCGUACACAUAAAAAGAAACGCUGAAGAUUUGAGCUGAAGAUUUGAGUUUCGCAGAUCUAGUUCUGCCAUCUCACCGUGUUGCUGCAGGGUCAGGUAGGGGUAGUACAUUAUCACGAGUUGAAUCAUAUGAGAAUAAAAAUACAAGAAGGAAAGGUUGCCUUGCUUGCCAUGUGUCCCGGCCAUGCGCCAUUUCUUAUGAGCUAACCUCGUUGGUUAAUCGGAGCUGGCUUGUUACUGUUUUUACAAAUCAUCAGGAUGUGUUGCAUUGGAUGGUGAUCAUAAAUCAAAUUAUAAGAGCAGUUAGAUACACAAGAUACGACGAUUUGGACCGGUGGAAAGAAACUAAGUAUAUUAUGAACGCGCAGUGUU
Molecule: messenger RNA, 2240 nt
Organism: Daldinia decipiens
Lineage: Eukaryota; Fungi; Ascomycota; Sordariomycetes; Xylariales; Hypoxylaceae
Exons: 2
Coding region: 608-1531 (307 amino acids)
Source: RefSeq, a predicted model, not a curated record